AGCCCUGUGCAGACACCUCGGUGCUCGCCGGUGUCACAGGCAGCCGGGGUGGCCUUGGGGGGCUGUUCCGAGGAGCAGAGGGGUGCAGGGAGUCCAUCAGCAGCGUGUUCCGGGGAUUUGGACCAUGGUCCCGGAGGUGCAGGCAGCGUCUUCCCUCUGUCCAGCACGCAGUGACGGGGAGCCCCGGAGGGGAAAUGCAUCCUGAAUGGGGCUGAGGCCCCCUGCUCGGGAAUAUGCAGCCUCGGCACCGCGGGGGCAGCACCGGGGCCGGAGCGCGGCGGGAUGGUGGCAACCUUCAAGAUCGCCGUGCUGGGAGCCCAGGGCGUGGGCAAGAGCGCCAUAGUCCGGCAGUUUCUGUACAACGAGUUCAGCGAGGUCUGCGUGCCCACCACGGCCCGCCGCGUCUACCUGCCCGCCGUGGUCAUGAACGGCCACGUGCACGACCUGCAGAUCAUGGACUUUCCCCCCAUCACCGCCUUCCCUGUCAACACCCUGCAGGAGUGGGCAGACGUGUGCUGCAGGGGGCUCCGGAGUGUCCAUGCCUACAUCCUGGUCUAUGACAUCUGUUGCUUUGACAGCUUCGAGUACAUCAAAACCAUCCGCCAGCAGAUCCUGGAAACGAGGGUCAUCGGCACCUCGGAGACGCCCAUCAUCAUCGUGGGCAACAAGCGGGACCUGCAGCGGGGCCGGGUCAUCCCGCGCUGGAACGUCUCCAACCUGGUGAAAAAGACCUGGAAGUGCGGCUACAUCGAGUGCUCGGCCAAGUACAACUGGCACAUCCUGCUGCUCUUCAGCGAGCUCCUCAAGAGCGUGGGCUGUGCCCGCUGCAAGCACGUCCACACCACCAUCCGCUUCCAGGGCGCGCUGCGCAGGAACCGCUGCACCAUCAUGUGAGCCCAGGGGCCCCCCAAACCCGGGGAUGGCUCUGCUGCACCAUCAUGUGAGCCCAGGGGCCCCCCAAACCCGGGGAUGGCUCUGCUGCACCAUCAUGUGAGCCCAGGGGCCCCCCAAACCCGGAGAUGGUUCUGCUGCACCAUCAUGUGAGCCCAGGGGCCCCCCAGACCUGGGGAUGGUUCUGCUGCACCAUCAUGUGAGCUCCCCCUGCCCAGGGACCCCCAAACCCGGGGAUGGUUCUGCUCCCCGGGCAGUGGGAGUUGUGCUGGAGGCACCUCCGGGCUUGCUGAGGUGACAUUUGGGGACAUUUGGCACCUCGGGCAGGGUGUGCAGGGGGAUCGUGAGGAGUGAGGGAUGGCCCUGAGCUCUCUCCAAGCCUGCAGUGCUUGAGGCCAAAGCCAUGCCAGGGGCCCUGGAGGGUGGAGGAGGUGCCCAAAUUUUUGGCUGUCACUUCAUCCUUACCAGUUCCUGCCCUGGCAGCACGGGGGCAGCUCCUGGUGCUGCCUGCCCACCAUCACCUGCUCCUGGAAGGGAAUUAUCCAGCCCCUGUAUCCCAGUGUUCUGGGGCUGCUUCUGUCUCUGGGGCACAGGGAAACGGGAGUUCUGCUUUUCCCCUUGUGGAGCUGGGGUUUCUCCCUGUGGAGGGCACAGCAGCCAGGUUACAUGGGCUGUCUUUUGGCUCGGCCAGGUCAGAUCUCCAGGUGGAAUUUCUGGAUGAAAGCAAGAAAGGGGGAAAAAAAACCAAGUCCCAGUCCUGCUCCUGACAUCCCCAGGAGCUGGGUUCUGCCUUCCCAGGGCCCUGAGCUCCCCUCUGCCCCAGCACAGCCCCAGCACAGGAAGGCUUCUCCUCUCCCAGCCUGUGAACACCAAAUAACCUGGGAACGCUCCUUGCCGGGCAGGUCACCCCUCUGCUACCUCUGCUCCUGGGCUCAGCAGGUGACCAGCUUUGCAGGGCUCCACCCCAGCCCUCGGGGUGUCCCGGGCAGGUGGGCACCCCCUGUGCCCCCUGUGCCCCCUGUGCCCCCUGUGCCCCCGGCAGUGCCACCAAGUCCGGGGUUUCCCACAGGGAUGUUGCCUCGGCAGCAACAGGGAGCUGGAGCAGCACUUCCAGCUGCAUUCUUGGGGUUUUUUUUCCUCUCUGCAUAUCCCUAAUAGGAAAGUGAGCUCCACUUUUUUUGGGUUUUAAUUAUUGUUUUUUAAUCUUUUGGUUUGUGUUUGCACCAGAGCUGCAGCUCGCCUGCAUCCUGCCCGGCAGGGUGGGUUGGCAAAGGGCAGCCCCUGCUAGGAAAUGGUGAUGGGGUGGUGAAGGGAGAGCAAGAGGCCGAGAGGGUCGUGGUUUCUCCAUGGCUGGUCCCUGUGAGACACAGGGAAACACCAUCCUCACCUGCUGAGGCAGGACCUGUGUCUGAUCCAUCCUCCAGCAAAACCAUCCCCGUGAUUGCUGCUGUCACACGGAGCUGGAGGGGCUCAGCACCGCUCUGGGCAGCAGAACAGGACACCCAGCCCUCCCUGCCACCACAGCCAGGUGUCCAUGGCCCAGCAGCUCCACCGUGCUCUUGGAAUUGCUUCCCACUAAAGGCAGCUCCAGCUGAGCUCCAGUGCCUCUGACCACCCCAUCCCUGUGCCAGGGCUGGGGGUACAUCCUGCUCCUCCCUCCCUGCUUGGGGAAUCAAACCCCUUGCUCCAAAAUUUAAAAAUAAAUAAAAGGGAAAAAUUAGGAAAGGCAACGGGGGGACACGAGUCCAUCUCAGCCAGGAGGGGCAGUGGCACUUGUCACCACCCCUCGCCUUCAUGGCAAACCUGGCUCCCUGUCCAAGCUCAUCCUGACAGGAUUUAUUAACAUAUGUGAGUCCACUUAUCGAUCUCUGGCUAGAGCUUUACCCCUCCAAAUUGUCUGAGAAGGAAAUUCCUUGGUAAAUGCUAAUAAUAAAGCAUUUCUAAAGUGCUCACAUGUACACAUAUCAACGACUAAGCCAAUACAUUGUUUGUUACAACCCUGUAGCCUGCAGUUUAUAGCACAAUUAGUUACAGGUUUUUAUAGCAUCUAUUUAGUAUUUUGAAGAAAAAAAAAGAAAAAAAAAGGUUAUAAAUAUAAUUGUUAUAUUCUAUUGUACUUUAUAGACAGAGGAAGUUAUAUUAGUAAUAACAACAACUCUCACUGCUUCGACAGCGUCUCCCAGCUCCUGGAAAAACGAGGGCUACAAAGAGCUCCUCUCCCCAGAGCCCAGGGAGGGGUGGGUGGUGCUGGUGGCACCCUGGGUGCAGCCAGGGAACCCCAGGCAGGCAGAUCCCAGGUGUCCAGGCGCAGGGAUUGGAGCACGAGCACCCUGCGGCCCCUACUCACACCUUACUACAGAUUUACCACUCACCCAACGCCCCCCCGGUCCUGCUGAGAGCAGCCUGGGCCUGGCACAGGCUGGCACGGCCCCACUGCUGUGCCCAGGGCAGUGCCAGGUCCCUGCCCCCGUGCUCCUGGAGGUGAUGCCUGGGUUCGGUUCGGCCCCACCAAGGAUGCUCCCCUCUCCUCCUCCUCCUCCUCCUGCCCCGCUGAGCAUCCCAGUUGCCUGGACUUGGCUUCCCUUCCCCCCCUGGACUCCUUGUUGGAGAUUCCCGAGGUGUCUGCACCGCCUGUGACGCCCUGCACCUCCUUCUUUGAAAUUGAAUUAAAAAUCAGGUCUGUCCCCUUG
Molecule: messenger RNA, 3581 nt
Organism: Camarhynchus parvulus
Lineage: Eukaryota; Metazoa; Chordata; Aves; Passeriformes; Thraupidae
Gene: RASL10B
Product: RAS like family 10 member B
Exons: 4
Coding region: 283-894 (203 amino acids)
Molecular function (GO): GTPase activity; GTP binding
Source: RefSeq, a predicted model, not a curated record